Messenger RNA from Psammomys obesus (fat sand rat), 1846 nucleotides. RefSeq names its product solute carrier family 35 member D3 (gene Slc35d3). Gene Ontology annotation, molecular function: antiporter activity. Lineage: Eukaryota; Metazoa; Chordata; Mammalia; Rodentia; Muridae. Gene Ontology annotation, cellular component: Golgi apparatus. The transcript has 3 exons. The coding region runs from base 27 to 1289 and encodes 420 amino acids. The record is from RefSeq and is a predicted model, not a curated record.
CGGCGGAGGGCGGCGGGGCCGGCGCGAUGCGGCAGCUGUGCCGGGGCCGCGUGCUGGGCAUCUCGGUGGCCGUCGCGCACGGGGUCUUCUCGGGCUCCCUCAACAUCCUGCUCAAGUUCCUCAUCAGCCGCUACCAGUUCUCCUUCCUGACCCUGGUGCAGUGCCUGACCAGCUCCACCGCGGCGCUGAGCCUGGAGCUGCUGCGGCGCCUGGGGCUCAUCGCCGUGCCCCCCUUCGGCCUGAGCCUGGCUCGCUCCUUCGCGGGGGUCGCGGUGCUCUCCACGCUGCAGUCCACCCUCACCCUCUGGUCGCUGCGCGGCCUCAGCCUGCCCAUGUACGUGGUCUUCAAGCGCUGCCUGCCCCUAGUCACCAUGCUCAUCGGCGUGCUGGUGCUCAAGAACGGCGCGCCCUCGCCCGGGGUGCUGGCGGCCGUGCUCAUCACCACCUGCGGCGCCGCCCUGGCAGGAGCCGGAGACCUGACGGGCGACCCCAUAGGGUACGUAACGGGCGUGCUGGCGGUGCUGGUGCACGCCGCCUACCUGGUGCUGAUCCAGAAGGCGAGCGCCGACACGGAGCACGGGCCUCUCACGGCGCAGUAUGUCAUCGCGGUGUCCGCCACCCCGCUGCUGGUCGUCUGCUCCUUCGCCAGCACCGACUCCAUCCACGCCUGGGCCUUCCCCGGCUGGAGGGACCCGGCCAUGGUCUCCAUCUUUGCGGCCUGCGUCCUGAUCGGCUGUGCCAUGAACUUCACCACGCUGCACUGCACCUACAUCAACUCCGCCGUGACCACCAGCUUCGUGGGCGUGGUGAAGAGCAUCGCCACCAUCACGGUGGGCAUGGUGGCCUUCAGCGACGUGGAGCCCACCUCUCUGUUCAUCGCCGGCGUCGUGGUGAACACCUUGGGCUCCAUCAUUUACUGCGUGGCCAAAUUCCUGGAGACAAGAAGGCAAAGCAACUAUGAGGAUCUGGAAUCGCAGGCGGAGCGAGAGGAACCGCUGCCAAGUGGGGACCAGUUGCCUUUUGCAAUGGAGGAGCUGCCCGCCGCCGAGGGCGGAAAUAGCGGGCCAGAGGGUGCAGAAGGGGCAGAUGGCUCCAUACACCAAGUGGGACUUUGCCUGAGGUACCACAGAAGGAGGAGACCGUGCUUAACACAGCCAACAGUGAUUUCAGCUGCAGACUCCUGGACACUCAUUUCUGUCUUUAUAAUCAUAACCAAAUACCUGCAUGUACCAAGAGCCCCUCAGCCACCCCCUCCAAAGAUGGCUUGUAACAAUGAUGACAUCACUUAGCAAGUUCAAAGGUCACGUUCAGGGGCACAUUUCUGAUGACAGAGCUAGCUUUUAUUGCCUGCUAGGCAAAGAGAACAUUGUUGAAAUGACAUUUAUAAAUACACUGAAUUGUUUACUCUUCAGGUCACCUGCAAUAUUGUGUUUACUCGAAUUUUUCUUCCUUCGAUUUUUUUAAAAUGAGUAUUCUAUUGUAUAUUGAUAGGAAAUGUUGAAGCUAUUUUGAGGACAUGUGUUCUUAGCUUUGAUUAUGGAGUCUAAUGUUUGCUCUUUGUAAUUAUAUCUUAAAGGCUGUUUGGUUCCCUUGCUUUAUAAUAUUUAUUAUUGAAUGCUAUAGCCUUUUAAGAAGUCCAUUUUGCCAUGUAAUACCCUCUCAAGCAAAUGCAGGGGCUGGAAUAUAAGUCAGUGUUGACUGUAGGACAGCCAGAAGGAAGACAGACCACCCUGGUCUGCACUGCACACUCCAAACUCUGUUACAGAAAGAGCAACUGCUAUAUUCGCAUUAUAAUAUUUUUCUAUCUUAUCUUUGUCAAAAAAUAAAGCCUGAGUCUAACUGUAAA